Molecule: messenger RNA, 3060 nt
Organism: Oryza brachyantha (malo sina)
Lineage: Eukaryota; Viridiplantae; Streptophyta; Magnoliopsida; Poales; Poaceae
Product: mitogen-activated protein kinase kinase kinase 5-like
Biological process (GO): protein phosphorylation
Molecular function (GO): protein kinase activity; ATP binding
Source: RefSeq, a predicted model, not a curated record
UUUGAAAAGAGGCGCCCCCAAAAUGGAGGUGGUCGCCGUCGCCGCCGUCUCCGUCUCCGUCCACCAACUCCGCCUCCAAUGCCAUUAACCCUACGCGCACGGGCCUCCCGGUCGCCGACCUCGCAGCCGCAGGCCUCCGUGAUGCCGUCGUGGUGGAAGCGCUCCAAGUCGGCGUUCCAGCGCUCCGCCGAGACUUCCUCCACCUCCACCCCGGCCUCCCCGGCGAGGGCGUCCACCUCGUUGUGCGCGCAGCCCAGCCGCCGCAGCGCCGUGGGGGGAUGCGCCGCCGAUGACGCCGGGGACGGGGACCUCCUCGCGCCGCGCCGGCAGCUCAGGCGGCAGCGGAAGCUGCGCCACGUCGACGACAUCGACGUGGGGCUCGAGAGCCUCGGCCUCGUCGUCGCGUCCUCGUCGCCUCCGCCGAACGGCCGCGCGUCCGCCUCCGAGGCCGUUCGGGUCCCCAUCUCGAUCCCGAUCUCGAGGUCCGCGAGCUCCGCGGAGGGGAGAGCCCUCCAGCCGCCGAGGGCGGCGUCGUCGCCCGUGCUGCUCCCGCUCCCGCUGCCGUCUCCCAGACCCGCGGCAUUGGACGCGGCGGAGCCGCCGGGGAUUGCCGAUGGUGGGGGCGAUAGGAUGAGGGUGACAAGCCAGAUUGUUCAAAAGUUUCCCGAUCGUAAUGAUUUGCACCUAAACACUACAAAGGGUACUACAUCUAGUCAUCACAGGAAGGCAUUCCGCGAGAAGCUUCAAGAUAAGAGUUCAACUGAAACUGUGAACUUUCGGUUGAACAUUCCUGCUAAAAGUGCUCCAAGCAGUGGGUUUUCAAGCCCUGUGUGCAGCCCUCGAAGAUUCAGCAACGCUGACUUCACAUAUACUGUACCGGCUGUUCAAGGUCCCCAAGCAUGGUCUGCUCCGUCAAUCCGCUCAAUAGAUUAUAUUGGAGCUUCAUCUCCGCGGAUGUCACCUGAAAUAUAUACAGGGGUUACAGAGCAACCACCUUUUUCCAAUGCAUUGAGAAGUCCUGUUCUUAUGUCGAGGAAUACCAGCGCCCCUCCCUCACCUAUGCACACAAAAUUAUUCCCAGAAAAUAUUUUUUCACGUACUGAAGGCAAUGGGAAUGUCAGCUUACACCCAUUACCGCUUCCUCCUGGAGCUAUAAACUCAAUGCAGACAAGCUUUGUUAACCAGUCUGUUCCAAAAGUUGAAAUGCCAUCAGUGGCCUGUCAAUGGCAGAAGGGAAGACUUCUAGGUAGUGGUACAUUUGGCUGUGUAUAUGAAGCUACCAAUCGGCAAACUGGAGCUCUUUGUGCAAUGAAAGAAGUUAACAUAAUUCCUGAUGAUGCAAAAUCUGUCGAGUCUUUGAAGCAGUUAGAGCAGGAAAUAAAGUUCCUAAGCCAAUUCAAGCACGAAAACAUAGUACAGUAUUAUGGAAGUGACACUAUUGAAGACCGUUUCUACAUUUACCUGGAAUAUGUUCACCCAGGUUCAAUUAAUAAGUAUGUCAAACAACAUUAUGGAGCAAUGACAGAAUCAGUUGUACGCAACUUCACCCGCCAUAUUCUGAGGGGUUUAGCUUUUCUGCAUGGACAAAAGAUUAUGCAUAGGGAUAUCAAAGGGGCAAACCUGCUAGUUGAUGUUAAUGGUGUAGUCAAAUUAGCUGACUUUGGCAUGGCCAAGCAUUUAAGUACAGCAGCUCCUAAUCUUUCACUGAAGGGAACACCAUACUGGAUGGCCCCAGAGAUGGUUCAGGCUACACUAGUUAAAGAUGUGGGUUAUGAUCUUGCUGUUGAUAUCUGGAGUCUUGGUUGUACCAUUAUCGAGAUGUUUAAUGGAAAACCUCCAUGGAGUGAACUUGAAGGGCCUGCUGCAAUGUUUAGAGUUUUGCACAAAGACCCACCAAUUCCCGACAACUUAUCUCAUGAGGGCAAAGAUUUUCUGCAAUGCUGUUUCAAGAGGAAUCCAGCAGAGAGACCAACUGCGACUGAGCUGUUGGACCAUCCAUUUAUCCGGAAUUCAAGUCAUUACAACAAACACGGUUCAAUACAUUCAUUUGCAGGGAUUAAAUCUCAUGAUAAUGGAAAUAGCUUAAGAGACAAAGCAGCCUCGAAGAGUGAUUCCUGCUUGAAAGGAAAAAAUACAGUAGGGGAGCCAACCAAUGCUAGGCCUUCCGAACCAAAUUCUCGACUGACUCCACUAUCAAUCCUGGAAGUUACUCCUAACUUCUACCCACGACCCUUAGGUCUAGCCUCAAAUCCUGCUUCAUCAGCAAAUUUAGUGAACACCAUGUAUUUUCCAAUUGGAAGCGCUCAGUCUAGUCCGUUGCCAAGACCUAAUGGAAAGGAGGUUAUGUUCUAAAGAUAUGAAAGACUGAGACCUCCAUCUCGGAUCCUAUUUAUGUGUUCAUGUGCACUGCAAAUCCGGUCCUAGCUGUAAUUACACAAUUAGAGCAGAGGAGGAAUGGAAAGAUAAGCAGGGAGAUAAAUCCUGUGCAUCUUGGUUCUGUGCUGUUGAGCUGCCCAGUAAGAUAAUGGUGGAAGAAGCAUUGUUGCAUCCAGGAAGAGCCCUACUUACACUAAUAAUAUCUAAUGGAAGGCAUCAAAGUUUUGCAGCCGUCAAUCUUUAACUCAUAAGUUAACCAUUUUUUGUGCAACAAUUGCACUAUGAAUCUGUACAGUUUACAUGUUCUUGUAAAGUAGUGAUGGCCUGUUUGGGCUUGCGACAAAAUGUUACUGAAUGCUAUAGAUCCAUGAAAGCACAGGAUCUUCAUUGUUUUGGGAUAUACCGAUGGCAUUUUUUUGUGUGUAACAUACAAUCAGGAUUAGCUGUAGAUAAAGCUGAAAGUUCCAUCUUUUAAUCCCACCUCCAUGUAAUCAUAUUUGAUUGUAUUUUGUACAAAAUUGACAAAGCUCUAUUGGGCUCUUUGUCAAUACUAGUGGUAUAUAUGUAACCUGUUUUAUUUGAUUUUUUGAGGGGUGAGGAGCUUUUGUAGGGUUUGAUAAACUGCUCAAGUCAAAUCAUGCUUCUUCUGUAUGAGAUUGAGAAUGUACCUAUUUGUGGGAAACU